This is a messenger RNA of Trichomonas vaginalis G3, 411 nucleotides long. RefSeq lists its product as uncharacterized. The transcript has a single exon. NCBI's taxonomy places the organism in Eukaryota, Parabasalia, Trichomonadida, Trichomonadidae. Bases 1 to 411 code for a protein of 136 amino acids. The record is from RefSeq and is a predicted model, not a curated record.
AUGACUGAAACCACUGAAAACCAAGCUCAAAAUGCUCCAGAAGAUAAUGUACAACAAACAGUUCCUAUAGGUCUACCUGUUCAAGAAUCAGAACCAAUUCCAAUUCAAGUAGAAAAUUUGAUAAAUCCUGUUCCACCAGUAAAUCCAGCGCCAGUUCCACAAACAGAAGUUCCAAAAGAAGAACCUGUUCAACAAGCUGCUAAAGCACCCACUCCUGCUUCUCCAGCUGCAAUUGUUACGAGUAUUUCAACUGGUGAUCUUAAUUUACAAGAAAAUCACUUUGAACAAGAUUUGGAAAAUCAAAUGGAGUUGAUAUCCGAGAGAUUGCAAAAGAUGGCUGAUCGAAUCGUGGUUUUACAGAAAAAUGCUCAAUUAGUUUCACAAAAAUUAGAUGUUAUAGAAUGCGUUUAA